Messenger RNA from Scheffersomyces stipitis CBS 6054, 678 nucleotides. RefSeq names its product Cdg1p (gene CDG1). Gene Ontology annotation, biological process: L-cysteine catabolic process. Bases 1 to 678 code for a protein of 225 amino acids. The transcript has a single exon. NCBI's taxonomy places the organism in Eukaryota, Fungi, Ascomycota, Pichiomycetes, Serinales, Debaryomycetaceae. The record is from RefSeq and is a predicted model, not a curated record. Gene Ontology annotation, molecular function: ferrous iron binding; cysteine dioxygenase activity.
AUGAGCUCUCCGCGGGUUGCUGUUGAAGGACCCGCUGUCAAUGUGGAUUCUACUACUAUCGAUUGCAUAUCUCCCGAUAGUGACUUCUAUGUCUUGAUCCAGCAGCUCAAGCUGUUGUUGGGCAAAGACAAGGGCCUUGCUUCUGAAGAUAUCGACAUCAAUGAAGUGAGAAGGAUCAUGGAAAACUAUACUUCCAACGAUAUGGACUGGUUAAAAAUGGCAUUGCACGAUGUGUCCAGAAACUACUCCAGAAAUGGAAUUAUCAACAUCAACAACAAUGCCAACUUGCUCAUAUUGGUGUGGUCUCCAGGAAAGUCUAGCGCUAUCCAUGACCACGCCAAAGCUCACUGCUGUAUGAAGAUCUUGUCUGGCGAAUUGGUUGAGUCUCUCUAUGAAUUUCCACAAGAUGAAGGUAGCCAUAUGAAGUGUGUCAAACAGACAACCAUGCACAGAGAUGAAGUAGGUUACAUUUCGGACAAUAUCGGCUUGCACAAGAUCUCCAAUCCUCAGUCAGAUAAAGUGUCUGUAUCUUUGCAUUUGUAUACUCCACCAUAUGCUUCCAUGUACGGCUGCUCGAUGUAUGAGGCAGCCAACGGAAGAAAGCACCAUGUGGACAUGAGCAAGUACUACAGUUGGCAGGGCCAAUUGAUCAAUCCCAAAGACAGUCUGACAUGCUAA